Molecule: messenger RNA, 1365 nt
Organism: Armigeres subalbatus
Lineage: Eukaryota; Metazoa; Arthropoda; Insecta; Diptera; Culicidae
Gene: Nipsnap
Product: protein NipSnap
Exons: 5
Coding region: 233-1054 (273 amino acids)
Cellular component (GO): mitochondrion
Source: RefSeq, a predicted model, not a curated record
CUCGGUCGUAUUCGUUCGAUGAUGAUGGCUGUUUUUAUCAGUCUUCAGUCGUGCCCGAACGUAAAAGUGUAGUGUCCGAUCCAGUUGUUUUUAUUGCACCUAGUUCAUUUUCGGUUGAAGUUGCCAUUUUCACUUGAAAUAUUUACCGCAUCGUGUAACUUAGUGCACCGCAACUCCAUUCCACAAAAAGUGAAAUUUGCUUAUUUAUUAAUUCAUCAGUAGCCCUUCAAGAAUGACCUUCAUUUCGCUCCGGUUGAUGGUGAAAGCCUUUCAUCAACCGGUUAGGGCCCUGUCCACUACGGCGGCGCUCAACCGAGACGGAUCGGAGUCCUGGCUCAGCAAGUUGCUGGUCCGUAAAAUCGAGCCCACCAAAGAGUCCCACAGCCGGAUGCUGAGCGACAAAGAAAUUAUCUACGAACUGCACACGCACAACAUCCGCCCGGACUCGGUUGGAUUGUACAUGGAGAAUUAUAAAAAAUCAGUGGAAAUUGUUUCUUCGAAAAAGAAUUUGACCAUUGAGCUGAUCGGAUCGUGGAGCGUUGAAGUCGGUGAUCUGGACCAAUGUCUGCACUUGUGGCGUUACACCGGAGGUUUCGAGAUGGUUGACCAAACCAAAAAAGCGCUGCAUGAGGAUCCCGACUACGUUAAGUUGACUCAGGAGCGCGGUACGUAUCUACGCUCGCGCCACUUACAGAUUCUGCUGGCAUUCAGCUAUUGGCCACAGUUGGCAUUGCGCAAGGAUAAGAAUAUCUACGAGAUUCGCUCGUACCGUCUGAAGCCCGGUACCAUGAUCGAGUGGGGUAACAACUGGGCACGGGCUAUCAACUAUCGCCAGAACAACGAUGAAGCAUUCGCCGGAUUUUUCUCGCAGAUCGGACGACUAUACAAUGUGCAUCAUAUUUGGUGCUACAAGGAUCUUCUGUCGCGUAAGGAAACCCGCGAGUCGGCCUGGAGAUCGCCCGGCUGGGAUGAAUGCGUAGCGUACACCGUGCCACUGAUUCGUGAGAUGCACUGCCGGAUUUUGAUUCCAACUGAGUUCUCGCCUACGCAGUGAAACUUUCAGACGCAUUUUGAGACAUGAAGCAUCGAUGUUAUUUACUGAAGAUGGGCCACACGUGCGCUGUUGGUUGCAUCUGUUUCGUUUAGUUUCAUCUGUUGAAUUUGAGCAUUUAUGGUUGAAAUUUGUGACUUCGGCUGUAGAAAAAAGAGUGCAUUUAUAUAAUCAAUCUCGUGGUUAUGAUAUUUGUCAUCCAUACUGUUAUUGGUUCAAAAAGUGAUUGAUAAUGGAUUUUAUUUUUUUGUAAUUGGCAAUUCAAAAUUUAUUUCCAAAUGUGAAAAUAUAUAUAUUUGUGUAGUAAAAAGAUA